Molecule: messenger RNA, 2316 nt
Organism: Dama dama (fallow deer)
Lineage: Eukaryota; Metazoa; Chordata; Mammalia; Artiodactyla; Cervidae
Gene: RFESD
Product: Rieske Fe-S domain containing
Exons: 4
Coding region: 127-603 (158 amino acids)
Molecular function (GO): 2 iron, 2 sulfur cluster binding
Source: RefSeq, a predicted model, not a curated record
GGCGCCCCGCCCCGCCCCGUCACGCGGAGCGCCACGCGGCCACCGGUUUCCCUCACCGGCUCAGUAUCCUCACGCGGGGGCGCUGCGGCCGGGUCUCGCGGAGGUGGGGCUGGGAGUCGGGGAAGCAUGGAUCCUGAUGACUCUGAACAAGAUCCUGAAACAAAGGUGCAAUAUGCUUCUGUCUAUGUGGGUAGAGAAGAAGACAUUAAAAGAUCUGAAAGAAUAACAGCUGUUGUCCAUGACAGAGAAGUGGUCAUUUUCUACCACAAAGGAGAAUUUCAUGCCAUGGAUAUUCGCUGUUACCACUCAGGAGGACCUUUACAUUUGGGAGAAAUAGAGGAAUUUGAUGGACGAGCAUGUAUAGUUUGCCCCUGGCAUAAGUACAAAAUUACUUUGGAAACAGGAGAAGGACUGUAUCAGUCUAUAAAUCCUAAAGACCCAUCAGCAAAACCCAUGUGGUGCUCCAAAGGAAUAAAGCAAAGGAUUCACACAGUGACAGUGGACAAUGGGAAUAUUUAUGUGACUCUUUCUAAUGAGCCUUUUAAGUGUGACUCUGACUUUUAUGCCACUGGAAUCUUCAAAGUAAUUCCAAGUUCCUUCUGAUAAAAUUUCAUGGCAAUGAAAAAUGUUGUGUAUGUUUUGAAAGUAUUUUUAGAAUAACCUUGCUGAGUACCAAAGAUGACUAACUUUUUCCAACACAAGCACAUUUAUCAUCUUUAACAGUCAUAUUUAUGAAAGGUUCAAAAGUACAUGUACUUAGUAUGAUGUAAGGAUCAUUAUCGGGAUCUAUAGAAUACGUUUCAGCCAAUCCUCUGGAUUGAUUGGAACCUUAAGGUUAUAGGUUUGAAAUGUGCAUUUGAAGAAGGAUAAAAAUAAUUUGGAGUAACCAGAGUGAAGAAAAGGUUAAAAAAAAAAAAGAUUAGAUCUACUAAGAAAAAUUUAGGGGGAAAAUCCCUACUUGAUAUAGUAGACUUUAUCAUGGAAAAAUUUUAAUGUAUACGAAGUGAAGAGAAUAAUAAACUCCCAGCACCCACCUUCAACAGUUACCAGCAUUCUUCUACUCUUGUUUCAUUUCUGCAUGAGUUCACCACCCCACCUAUUGAUGGUUAUUACAAUUUUUUUUAAGGUAAAAUGUAAACACAUUGAAAUACUUAAGUUUUAACUAUUCAGUUUUUCCAAAUAGAUAGCAGACCUUUUACACUUGAAAAAUACUUCCCAGAAUGGGAUCAGUGUACAUGCUGAAUUUAAAAAUAGGAAACAACUUGCCUGACAUUGAAACCAAUAAACUUUAGCUCAGUUUCUCUCAGGUCAUGGUACACAGUUUGAAAGUAAGGAAGAGACAGUUGCUGCUAGCCAUGAGAGAUGUGACAUCUGCUCAGUGAGCCAAAGGGCUCUGAAUGCCAAAUGAGAUUUCUAAAUAACAUUUUUUAAGGAAUUUUUAUUUGUAUAGAACUUUGCACAUGUAUGUACAACCAAGUGUCAUAUAAAUGUCACAGAGAGAAGAGAUACAGGGGUGUUCCUCAGAGUCUUUUCUUCUGAGUUCGUAGGCAGAUGUUAAGUUAGUUCACCCUGCUUUUUCCAUGCCAGUUAUUUAUGGCCAUCACUUUUCUGGUUGCCUCGUGCCCACGCUGUACUAUAAAUCUCUGGGUACUGAUCAUCUAAAACUCAGUAGCACAUAGUAGAAUAUAAGGAUAAGUGGGACCAGAAAGAACUAUGAGGAACAGACUAUGAAUUCAGAAUGAAAAAAGCUUUUUGUCAACAGUGGAACUUAGUCUCAAACCACAGUAAUCUUCUUAGUGACACAGGGCUGAAUUAAGGCUUAGUAUUCUAACAGUUGGAUCCUUUCUCUUGGCUAUUGUAAAAGUAGUAAGUGAAUAAAAUAGGUAUCAUUAAGGCUGUGCUUACAGAGCCUUUUGCUAUAUAUUAUAUUUUUUCUGAUAUAUUGCUCCAUGCUACCCAUAUUCCAACACUUGCUUUCCUUAGACUACUACUGAGCCAGGCCUGUGUUUUUUAUAAACACUGUUAACAGCAGCAGUUACCCACGAGGUACAGAAAAUGUACCAUCUCUGGAAUGGGUGCCUCCCCGUCUAUUAUAUCAGGCACUGAUCCUCCAAUGACUUAACACAUGUCCAGAAUUUAAAAUGCAUGGAAGAAACCAAAGUACCUCCAGCAGGCAAAAACCAUGACCCUGGUCUGUGGGACCAAUCACAGAAGCAUUUUUUUCCUGAGGAUCCAGUGGCAACAAUGAGUAAUGUGGACUUGGAUUUUAAUUUGUUCCUCUAGAUGGGGAAAUAAAAAUGUCAUGUCAUUCUCAAA